ACUCCAAUUCCCUUAUUUAUACCAUGGCAUUGCCACACUUCUCUUCCCAUACACACUCCCACCUUCUCCCAACAUCCCUUCCUACCUGCAUUCAAUCAGUCAUUUCUAAGCUUUCUCUUAUUCCUUCUUAAUUUUCAUGGCUCCCCUUCUCUGUCUUCUCAUUCUCAUGAUCACUACUUGCAGCGUUGCUCAGGGUCCACCUUCCCCUGGUUUCUCCCCCAGUUCCAAAUUUAGUCCUAUUAGCUUUAAUCAAGGUUUUAGAAAUCUCUGGGGUUCUCAGCAUCAAACCAUAGACCAGGGUUUAUUAACAAUUUGGCUUGACAGUACCUCUGGAAGUGGGUUUAAGUCGCUUAAGCCCUAUCGUUCAGGUUUCUUCAGUGCUGCCAUCAAGCUCCAACCUGGCUAUACUGCAGGAGUGAUCACAUCUUUCUAUCUUUCAAACAACGAAGACUACCCUGGGAACCACGAUGAAAUCGAUAUCGAGUUCCUGGGAACAACACUGGAUAAGCCUUAUACCCUGCAGACCAACGUGUAUAUGAAGGGAAGUGGAGAUGGAAGACUGAUAGGGAGGGAAGUGAAGAUUCAUCUCUGGUUCGAUCCAACCAAAGACUUUCAUAAUUAUGCUAUCCUAUGGACCCCAGAUGAGAUCGUAUUCCUAGUGGACGAUGUCCCCAUAAGAAGGUAUCCAAGAAAGAAUGACGCUACAUUUCCCGCAAGGCCAAUGUGGGUGUAUGGAUCGAUAUGGGAUGCGUCAACAUGGGCCACAGAGGAUGGAAAAUACAAAGCCGAUUACCGGUACCAACCAUUCAUAGGUAGGUACAAAAAUUUCAAGCUGGGCGGGUGCACCACCGAUGCAGCAGCCUCCUGCCGGCCACCCUCCGUCUCGCCGUCCUCCGCAGGAGGCCUGAGCCAACAGCAGUACUCAGCAAUGGAAUCGGUGCAGAAGAAUUACGUGGUUUAUGACUAUUGCCAGGACCCCAAGAGAGACCACUCUCAGAUACCAGAGUGUUAGGUAGAUGUUGAUAAAAAGGCUAAAGAGUGGGUUGGUUAUACACAGUUAUAAGUUGUUACUUAAGUUACAAAGACAGUUUGUUUUGGAGUGCAUUGUGAUGGGUCCAGCUUGCCAAGAACAGGUGCAAGAGUAGUUGAGCGCGCGUCCAAGCCUCCAAGAUUUGAAUCGCUUUUGUUGGAUUGUUGUUGGAAUAAAUUAUUUGCUUGCUAUUUUGGUUAAAGGAUAGGUGUGGGUGUGGGUGUGACAAAUGAGAGAGGUCUUUGGGUAUUUGUGUAUACACUCUGCUAUUACUUAAUAAAGCAGAGAAAGAAUUGUGAUUGUGUACCAAUUACUUAUAAUAUUAUUACAUUAUAAAGAUUGAUAAGGUCUCUUUAAA
Messenger RNA from Vitis riparia (riverbank grape), 1388 nucleotides. RefSeq names its product probable xyloglucan endotransglucosylase/hydrolase protein 32. The transcript has 4 exons. Gene Ontology annotation, biological process: cell wall biogenesis; xyloglucan metabolic process. NCBI's taxonomy places the organism in Eukaryota, Viridiplantae, Streptophyta, Magnoliopsida, Vitales, Vitaceae. Gene Ontology annotation, cellular component: apoplast; cell wall. Gene Ontology annotation, molecular function: hydrolase activity, hydrolyzing O-glycosyl compounds; xyloglucan:xyloglucosyl transferase activity. The coding region runs from base 137 to 1012 and encodes 291 amino acids. The record is from RefSeq and is a predicted model, not a curated record.